Molecule: messenger RNA, 1139 nt
Organism: Salarias fasciatus (jewelled blenny)
Lineage: Eukaryota; Metazoa; Chordata; Actinopteri; Blenniiformes; Blenniidae
Product: insulin-like growth factor-binding protein 1
Exons: 8
Coding region: 154-732 (192 amino acids)
Biological process (GO): antigen processing and presentation; intracellular protein transport; immune response
Cellular component (GO): membrane
Molecular function (GO): MHC class II protein binding; macrophage migration inhibitory factor binding
Source: RefSeq, a predicted model, not a curated record
AUCCUUCACAGUUAUUUCGCUGUCAUUAAAUUUCAGUUCCCUGUUUCCUCUUACCAAUAAAGGUCAAACUUCACUGGAUUCGGCCAUUAACAAGAAGAAACUUCUGCCAGCCUAACCUGAUCUUUUUCAAAAAAGGUGUGCGCGCGUGUGAAGAUGUCGGACCCUGAUACCCAGCGCCUGAUGAGGGCUCCCUCCCAGCAGACCAACGUGGACGUCGAGACUCCGAGCGCCCGCUCGGGACGAGCGUACAAGGUGGCCGGCAUCACCCUGCUGGCCUGUGUGCUGAUCGUGGGUCAGGCUGCCAUCGCCUACUUCCUCAUCAGCCAGAGGGGAGACAUCAAAUCUCUGCAGGAAAAGAAUGACGAGAUCAGGGUGCAGAUGGGCAGGCCCAGAUCCGCUGCUGUUCCUGUGCGCAUGCAGAUGCCCAUCAACUCCCUGAUGACAGAUUUGAUGGAUGAGGAGUCUUCCUCGGACGGUACCAAGAAAGAACCUGUCCCCCUGACCACCUGCCAGCAGGAGCGUGCAGGUCAGAAGACCCUGCCGGUGCCGGGUUUCUACCCCAAGUGUGACCAGAAUGGUCUGUACAAGGUCGAGCAGUGUUUGAACGAAGAAUGCUGGUGUGUGAAGCCUCUGACUGGGGAGCAGAUCCCCGGAACGGUGACAAGGGGACCGGCCAGCUGCGGCUUCACUGGUGUUCGUGCUGCGCUGCCUGUGCUUAAGGCUGCAGAAUAAAUGUGGUCACUGAAGCUGCCACAUAUCUGAUCAACUCAGAAUUAAAAGUUGCAACUUGCAUAACCAAACAUAUUGCUGAUCAAUUAUUAAACUGCUUGCUAUCAUCUAUUUACUGCAACUAUAUAUCCUGUCUUUUGACCAAUUACUAUAUUCAGUGGCUUUUAAAAGUCAAAGAUUUGAAGAUAUGCUAACAGUUGCUCAGUAAGCUUACUUUCUAUGUUCAAGUUUGUCAAAAGGAGAGAAAAUGAAAAGAAUAAAGUGCAUGUAGCAAAUAGAAGCAAACUAAAAAAUGAUUUUUUUUUGGGGUGUUUCUUUUAGAUUUGAGUAGUGACAGAUAUUCGGACACAAUCUGGAUGUUUUAGGCAAGUUUUCCCAUUUUAUUUGAAAUAAACUGAGUGGUGACAGAG